AUGCCUUCUAUGGGAGGAGGAUCCGAUGGUGGCUCAGGAGGUGGGCUAGGUGGACUAGCUGGGUUGAGUGGUGGGCUAGGUGGGAAGAGCGAUGCUUCGGGUGGUGACUCGGACAGCGAUUCGGGUGGCGGUGGUGGUUUCGCAAGUAUGUUCGGCGGUGGAUCCGGCUCGAGCGGUGGUAUGGGAGGCUUGAGUAGUCUGAUGGGUGGAAUGGGCGGUGGGUCAGGAGGACUAAGUAGUCUGAUGGGCGGGAUGGGCGGUGGGUCGGGUGGACUCAGUAGUAUGAUGGGCGGGAUGGGCGGUGGGUCGGGCGGACUCAGCAGCCUGAUGGGCGGGAUGGGUGGAGGCUCGGGUGGACUCAGUAGUUUGAUGGGCGGGAUGGGCGGCGGCGGCGGCGAUGAUUCUUCAUCUACUCCAGCUUCCGACUCCGUUAGCACCACACAAUCCGAAUCCUCCGGCGACAAGGAAAAGGCGCCGGCCACCCCUGUAGUAACUCCAGCCGGAUGCAAGGCUUAUCGGAUCAUUGGCGCGCGAGGUACUACGGAAGGCGCCAGCGGUUCCAUGGCGUACAAUCAGCUGGUACAAAAGAUUUUGGCCGCGGUUCCUGGAGGGGCAAAAGAGGAGCUCCAAUACUCAACCUCUGCCGAUUAUUCGGUGACCGUAACGCAAGGAGCCCAGACCGAAAUGAAAAUGAUAACAACAGAGCUAGCCAAGUGCCCGAAAACGCUUUAUGUUCUCUUGGGAUAUUCCAAAGGGUGCAUGGUCCAAACACAAGUUCUCAGCAGCAAGAAAGUACCAUCAGCCAACGUUGGCGCUGUCGUCUUCUUUGGAAAUCCUUAUUUUAAAGGUGGCGCCCCUCAAAACAAAUGUAGCGCGAAAUCUGGCUCCGGAAUUGCAGGGAUGAUGAGACCAACACUUCCAGCAGAUAUCACCGACCGAAUAUACGACUGUUGCACCACCGGCGACAUGAUCUGUCAGAGCACCGGAAGCAUCAUGAGCCAUUUGACAUACGGCUCAAAAGCAACAGAAGCUGCUGCAUUUGUUACGAAAAGUUUAAAUGCAAAGCUGGGGAUAAAGUGA
Molecule: messenger RNA, 1080 nt
Organism: Puccinia graminis f. sp. tritici CRL 75-36-700-3
Lineage: Eukaryota; Fungi; Basidiomycota; Pucciniomycetes; Pucciniales; Pucciniaceae
Exons: 4
Coding region: 1-1080 (359 amino acids)
Molecular function (GO): hydrolase activity
Source: RefSeq, a predicted model, not a curated record